Molecule: messenger RNA, 879 nt
Organism: Colletotrichum orchidophilum
Lineage: Eukaryota; Fungi; Ascomycota; Sordariomycetes; Glomerellales; Glomerellaceae
Exons: 6
Coding region: 1-879 (292 amino acids)
Source: RefSeq, a predicted model, not a curated record
AUGGCUGACCGUCAAGAAUGGCACGCUGUACGGCCUGAAGGUCUUGCCGCACGGAUAUUGAGCGUCACUAUUGGCUUCACCAUCGUCUGCCUCCUGGUGGUGGGUUUAAGGGUCUGGCUACGAUUGAAGCUAUCGACAUUCGGUGUCGAAGAUUAUCUCAUGUGCGCGGGAGUAACUCUCAAUAUGGCGCACAAUGCUGUUGUAAUGUAUGGGACGUUCACCGGCAUUGGCUCGCCAGACUCCAAGCUUGAUUCGACUCUCAUGAUUGAAGGCGCAAAGGCCAUCGUCUUGUGGCAAAUAUUUUAUGUCAGUGGCUCUCUUCUCAUCAAGACCAGCAUCUGUGCAACACUUAUCCGCAUUGCAACUCGACGCCGAUUCAUCUAUACCUUAUGCAAACCAGUGGCCUCGUCUUGGGAUCCUUCUCUCGGCUCUUGUCUCGAUCAAACAAUCAUCAUCACCCUUACCGCAUCAACCGCAACGAUCAUCCGCAUGCCUUAUUCGUCUGCAUAUAGCAAUCCCGUCAAUCUGCUCCUGACAAUUGAAUGUGAAGAGAACGUUGGGAACAUCAUUCUUUGGACUGUUGUUGAGUGCGGUAUGGGGAUAAUUGCUGGAUCUCUUCCCAUGCUCCGCCAACUUUUCAAGGGGCUUGCAAAAGAACUGAGCAAUCAAGAUGACACAUACGCCCUCCGAGCGCGCUCAGGAACGAUGGCUCUGGGACAUGGCCGAAACCGGAGUGAUCGAGAGAGCCCUCUUGACACGGAAACCGACAGCACUCGUGGGAUCAUUAAAACGACCAGAAUCGAUGUCACAGCACAGUCUACCCACAGUUCGACGAGGGUCAAAGACGACUCCUUGCGCACGAGAGAGGGGACGGCUUGA